Messenger RNA from Triplophysa dalaica, 3969 nucleotides. Its product is annotated as zinc finger and SCAN domain-containing protein 21. NCBI's taxonomy places the organism in Eukaryota, Metazoa, Chordata, Actinopteri, Cypriniformes, Nemacheilidae. The record is from RefSeq and is a predicted model, not a curated record. The transcript has 7 exons. Gene Ontology annotation, biological process: regulation of transcription by RNA polymerase II. Bases 143 to 2515 code for a protein of 790 amino acids. Gene Ontology annotation, molecular function: RNA polymerase II transcription regulatory region sequence-specific DNA binding; DNA-binding transcription factor activity, RNA polymerase II-specific. Gene Ontology annotation, cellular component: nucleus.
UUCCGGUUGAACGUUGUUGUUCGUUGCUUCGGUCAACUUCACGACCACCAGACCCUAAUCUAUUAUAACCGUUUAAUUCAGGGAUGUGAUGAGUUCGCAGUUUGAUUAAAACACACGUACAGAUUUACUUUAGCCGUCAAUAAUGGAAAUUUUAAACGCAGAGAGUCGCGAGACCGUCCCUCCACUCCCUCUCUCUGCACUGCGUCUGGUGGUACCACCCCUGCGGCUGAUGUCAGCAUUUUUAUGGCAGGUGAUUCAGCGUCGAAAUGUGACACAUUACGGAAAGUUGGAGCAGUUCGUGGUGUUGGUAACAGAGACUGUUCCCGACAUCAUGAAUCGAAGUCUGGUUAAUAAACUCAUCUUUUAUCUUCGGAAAAAAGUGAUUCUGGAGCUUUGUCUGAAAGAUAAAUCGCCAGAUCUGUGGAUCAUUCAGGCACAUUUGGAUUCUCUUCGAAGGUUCACACAUAAAUGUAAAGAUGUAGAAAGUGAGAUCAUCAAUAACAAAUUUAUUAGAACGGUGCACAGCAUCUUGGAGGAUACAGAAAAGAAAGAGAAUUUUAUCCAGCAUGUCUUCCCUGUUGAAUAUGGGGCAGGAUAUGAUGCAGUAUUACAGAGCCUUGCAUGGGACUUCCUGUCUCGAGUGGAGGAUCUGCUACCUGUGCCCAAUCUUAAAGAGACAGCCUCGCGGUUAUGUGGCGGUCUGUCUAUGAUGGAGGAGAUUGUGCAGCCGCUCUCAGAUCCAAUUGAAAUCAAGGAUGUUCUCCAACACUUCCAAUCCAGAAGACUUCACAACAGAAAUAGUGAGCAGCCAAGGAGAAUUAUUAGUGAAAUGUCUAUUCCUACCACGACUGAAGUGGUUUGUUUACCUCACCCGGUCAUACAGGAGACAAUCUCCCCUGCCUUAACUUUUGAACAAGAGGCAAGUUUGCCUCCUACAUCUAUAGCUCAAGAGACGGUUAUCAUUGAUGCAGAAAGCACAGAGAGCCAAACAGAAACCGAACACGCAUGCCUUGCAGUAAUGAGUCCCUCGCAGAGUUACACUGAGGAGGCUGAACCUUUAACCGACAGCGAGGAAUUUACAACAGAAGCCACUGCCGAAGAAGCAGAGAAUGGUAUACAAGAAGAAGCCCUCUGUGAAGAGAAAGAUUCAGAGAUCUGUGAAGUCCAGCAGAUCUACCUCACUGCAGACGGCUCUACCGUGGUUGUAUCGGAGUUUGAGAACGAGGGCGAGGAGACACAAUUGCAGUUUCUGGAACAACCGGAUAUGACAGAGACUGCUGGAGUGAGGCAGGUCAGUUUGGAGCAGUGGAUCUCGGAGUUAACAGGAAAGGGCAUCUCUCUACCAGUCUUGCCUCCAAAUCCGGUUGAGAUCGUAAGGGAGGAGAUGAUCUACGUUCCCGUCGUAGAAAGACCUCCAUCCGUGAAGUCUAUCAUCCACAGAAAGAGCAGUCCGCCUCGAGUCGCAGUGUCCAAAAAGCAAGUCUCUGUACCUUCUGAAUCCCAAGCGGCACAGGAAGAAAAAAGACACGCGUGUCCCGAGUGCCACAAGGAGUUUCGUUUCGAGUGUCUUCUGAGGAAUCACAUGCGCACACACACGGGCGAGCGUCCUUUUCAGUGUUCAGACUGCGGCAAGAGCUUCAGGUGCCUCAGCUUCCUGACCAAUCACAUCAAAACUCACUCGCUCGCCAGGCCUUUCAAAUGCACGCACUGUGUCAAGUCUUUCCGCAAAAAAGCCGACCUCUUCAAGCACAUCCGUGUGCACACAGGUGAAAAACCCUACAAGUGCACCAUCUGCGGCAAGAGCUUUUCCCAGGGCUCUUACUUAAAGAUUCACCGCGAAUGCCACACAUCAGAAAACCUCCACCAGUGUCCACAUUGUGACAAGAGCUUUCCAACAGCAUUUAAGCUAUCCAUCCAUGUCCGCCACCAUUCCAUGGAGCGCUCCUACCAGUGUAACCAGUGUGGGAAAAGUUUCAUAUACGCCAGCCUCCUCAGAAGACACAAAGGUUAUCAUGUAGGUGAGAGGCAGUACCUGUGCUCUAUCUGCGGCAAGUCUUUUGUCUACAUGUUCGACUUGAAAAAGCAUCAACGGAACCACGAGAGACCCCGGAUGAAGAUCCCUUGCACCCUUUGUCACAAGACUUUUGCAGGACCGGAGAUGCUGAGGUGCCACCUACGCAUACACACAGGAGAGCGUCCGUUCCGCUGCAAGAUGUGUGGGAAAGCCUUCUCUCAGAUCGGUAAUAUGAAGAGACAUGAACGUGUACACACGGGCGAACGUCCCUUCACCUGCGAGCGAUGCGGAAAGACUUACAAGCACUCGUCUCACCUGAAGAACCAUAUGCUUAGCCACACCGGCGAGCGGCCGUGGCAGUGUUCGCAUUGCGGGAAGAGCUUUAAGUUUGCCGGGCCUCUGAAAAAGCAUGAGAGAAUUCAUAUGGGUGAACGUGCAGACCAUAGAAAGAGCUAUGACCAAACCCGUGGCCGCAAGAAACACGAACCUAAAAGCCCUUGAUGUUACAGGCCUAUGUGCAGUUUGAAUAUUUAUCUGAUUAAUUUAAAUCAUUUGUUUCAAAACAGACCAGUUUGUGCUGUUAUGUUCCAACCAAUAUGUAAAUUGUACAAAAAUUACUUGCAAUUUUGUAUUUCAGCAUAGUAGGUGGUAUUUAUGUUGGUAAGGGUUAUGUUCUUUUAUUCCAGUAAGCCUGUUGAAAUAUAUUCAUCAUUAUUUGAUAUCAUGAUAUCUAAGUCAUGCUAAAUCAGCAACUUCAACAAACAAUCAAAUAAAUAAUCAGUUUAUUGACUCAAAACAAAGCUAUUAUGGUAUUUAACUGACAUAAACAACAGUGUAUCUUUUUGAAUUAUUAACAAUGAAGUGUGUAAUGUUCUAUUAUGCUAAACAUUUUUCUCAGUUCCGUACUUACUACUGUUUGCCCUACCCAUAGAAAGCUUUGAAAAAAUAUUUUGCAGUUCUUCUGAUUGGGGAUGCUGGAGGUCCAGAAUUUUGACACCUUUAACAAAAGGUUGUAUUUCUAGUUUCUCUUUAGUUCACAGUUUGAAGGUUUUAUGAUUGCUCAUGUUGAAAUUAUAUUGGAUAUACUUAAAUCCAGAUUACCUUCUUAAGAUAAUGUUAAAAUUAUCACUUAACCAAAUUUGCUAAUCGUUGUUAAAAAAUUUGCCACAGUUGCCUGAAAGAGCAACCCUACUUCUUACUAUUCCACAAUUACUGAGCAAUGCACGUGUUAAUAAAUACAAAAACAAAAGUAAAAAGUAUUUGUUUCAGCCUUUUUGGUCUCGAUCUAAAGUUAACACUAAAUUUGGCUCAAACUGAAGCAUAUAAAAACAAAUGUAUUGAUUAUAUUAAACAAGAACCCGUAUUUGUAUAAUGUACAUUUUGCAUUUUGUUGUUAAAUCUAUGAGAUAUGUACUCCAAGACCAAAUACUUUUGUACAAUGUAGGAACUAUGUUAUUUCCCUGGAAUGGUUCCAGAAUGUUUAAUGCAAAUCUUAAAGUACAAUUACCAAGUCAUAUGAGCCAUUGUUCAUGUAACUUUUUAGUGGUUUUGUGAAAUACAAUAGAUGACAAAAUCUGUUUUACAAUUAAUUUAGAUUCUAAAUACAAAAAUACAACUAAAAUGGCACAGAGGAAAGGUUUGAGGCAAAUCUAAUACUGCCUUCCAAGUUUAACACUCUAUGGUAGCAGACAAGCAGCUUCAGACUGGUUAUACGAUCUAUGGUUUUGAACCUGUGUGGUCACAACAGCACCAUUAGUCCUGCUGUUGCUGCAUAGUGGAAGUAUUGGAUUUUUUUAAGCAACCAUUUGAUUCCCACAUUCAUCUGAUAAGAGGUUUGUGUGUCCCUGCUCCAUAAUUCAUCCACAGGUCACGUGGCUGAAAAUACCUCAUUUGUCAGGUCACCUUUGUGCUCCGUAAGAUCAGAAAUCCUGGAGGCCUCACUUUUACCCCAAAGG